Jatropha curcas is the source of this 1572-nucleotide messenger RNA. RefSeq lists its product as hypothetical. NCBI's taxonomy places the organism in Eukaryota, Viridiplantae, Streptophyta, Magnoliopsida, Malpighiales, Euphorbiaceae. The record is from RefSeq and is a predicted model, not a curated record.
GGUUUAGUGGCCCAUUACAAGCCCAAAAAUAGAAACGCCAGCAAAAAUCCGAAACAUGCAGACAUAAAUAAUCUAGAAGAUUGUCUGACGUGGCAAUAUAUAAUUUCUUUUCUUUUCUUACUUUCCCAUAAUCUUAGCCUUUAAACUGCCCACUUAAACCAAAUCAGGCGCUUACAUAACCGUUACACCAUUUGCCGGUCGUCGGAGCUACGAUCACUGGUGUUGUUCCCGACAUUCCAGUUUCAGGUUACAAAGAGCAAUUGAAACAAAUACAAGGAAGGAAAGAAGAUAUUUUUGGAUAAGGAUUGAAUUUGCCAUGUAACAAGAGAUCCGGCUCUCACCAAACUUGUUCUGCAUACAGGGAUUGGGUCAAAUGAACUGUUUUCAUUGACUGAGCAAUCAUUGAUACUGCAAAUUGAUACAGGAUGUCUGGUGCACAGGAUGGAGUCUUAGGAAGACCCAAGGCAGAAUGGACGCCAACACGUGAUGCUUAUCUGGUCGAGCUUUUUAUUGAGCAACAUAAUUGCGGAAGGACUGCCUAUAAUGAAUUUAAAAAUGAAGUGAUUAGAUCCGUCACUCGUGAUUUUAACAAGAAGUUUGGCAUGAAUUUGGAAGAAAGCCAGAUUAAAAACCGUUACAAUGUGAUGAAAAAAGAUUAUGGUGUUGUUAAAACGCUGCUUGGUCAUACUGGAUUUGGAUGGGAUGAAACACGUCAAAUGGUUGUGGCUGAUGAUAAAGUUUGGGAUGGCUACAUUUCUGUACGAAGUGAAGCAAGACCUUUUCGGAGAAAGAGCUUUCCUCUGUAUAAUCAGAUGUCCAUCAUAUUUGAAGGAGAAAGAGUCACAGGGAAAUUUCUGGUUCCGGGGGGAUUACUUGUUGAAACUGAAGAAGGAAACAGCAAUACAGAAACAGUGAGAUCCUUUGAGCCUAAUAACUUAGCUACACAAGUAGUUGAAUGUACUCUUGAUUCUGAUUCAAUUAUUCGCAUAAAUGACACACAACCAAGGAAGCGCAAACCUGGCGUGGCGUCAGCAUCAGGUCGGAAGAAACGAGGAUGUGAUAAUGUUGGAGAGACAUUAGAGAACGCUUUAUAUGAGAUGUUCUCAGCAGCCACAUUGAGAGCAGUGCAAAGGAAUGUGUUGAAUGAGAAAACUAUGUAUCAAAAGUGCCUAGAGGAGUUGCAGAAAUUACAAGAAUUGAAUGACACUGAAUUUACUAAGGCUGUUAAUGUUCUCAAAGAUGAUAAGAAUGCAAUUGCAUUCAUGACGAUCAAAGGGCCUCGGCGUCUGAUAUGGCUGAGGUCUCUAUGGCAAGCGUAGUGACUGUAUAAAUUACCAUGUUCUCAAAGAUGAUAAGAAUGCAAUUGCAUUCAUGACGAUCAAAAGGGCCUCGGCGUCUGAUAUGGCUGAGGUCUCUAUGGCAAGCGUAGUGACUGUAUAAAUUACCAUGUCUGCUAAUCUUAGGAACUUGGCAUAUACACAUACAUCAGUAUUGUAUUGACUGUAAUUGUACUAUGUCAUUGAUUUCUUCAUGUAUUAAAUACACCAUUGCCUAGGAAAGUUUUGACCACCA